Messenger RNA from Drosophila innubila, 1456 nucleotides. It is a transcript of the gene Glut3, whose product is annotated as glucose transporter type 3. Gene Ontology annotation, molecular function: transmembrane transporter activity. Gene Ontology annotation, cellular component: membrane. Gene Ontology annotation, biological process: transmembrane transport. The coding region runs from base 1 to 1440 and encodes 479 amino acids. The transcript has a single exon. The record is from RefSeq and is a predicted model, not a curated record. Lineage: Eukaryota; Metazoa; Arthropoda; Insecta; Diptera; Drosophilidae.
AUGGCGUCGCCAAAUGCCAACAACCCGCCAAAGUUGAUUUCCUUCUCGGCUAGUACGAGUUCGAACCACAAUACUCAUCAAUUGGUCGUGAAAACCCGAAAUCUAUAUAUUGCGGUGAUCAUAAGCAGUUUUUGCGCCUUCUGUUUUGGAACCACUGUUGGCUGGACAAAUCCGGCGGAGAAUCUGGUCUUGAAGAGGAAUGCUCACAAGUUUAAGCCAACGAAAACUCAGUGGGAUUGGAUAUGUUUGAUGCUGCCAUUGGGGGUAAUAAUUUGGUGUUUGCCGAUGGGUGCAUUGAUGAAAUAUCACGGCUGCAAGCCUCUGAUGUUCCUUCAAGUGGUGCCCUACACAGUGGGCUGGAUUCUAUUCAUCUAUGCAGAUAACAUCUAUAUGCUCUACGUGGGACGCUUUCUACAGGGUAUGUGUGGUGCGGCUGUCUCCGUGGCCGUACCCGUGUAUCUGGACGAGAUCAGUCAGUGGCAAUAUCGUGGAUUCAUUGGCAGCUUCUACUUUGGCGCCUUUCUCUACGGAAUAAUCUACAGCAACAUAAUGAUUGAAUAUAUUCGAUUGCAGACCGUAUAUGCCAUAAAUAUUGGGUUGGCACUCCUUUGUCUAUUACUGAAGAUAAUACCCGAAUCACCCAUGCGAUAUGUUUGCAAUAACAAACUGGACAAGGCACGCGACACAUUGAUUUGGCUGCGCGUCAAGGAUCAUGACGUGGAUAAGGAGCUGAUGGCACUAUCCCGAGUGAUAGAAAACGAAAUGGAACCAUCCGUGGGUUGCUGGACCGAACUGAAGCGGACCGGGAGUCUGCGAGCUGUCUUAAAGAGCUCUGUGCUCAUGUGUCUGCACCAGUCCGGAGGCGGCGUAGUCAUCAUCUACUACUUGGACAAUAUCUUGAGCGAUGUUGCCAAAGGACAGUGCAUGUCCUGUCGCUUGUGGGUGUGCUUCUUCAUGUGUCUCGGCCAUCUAAUAUGUGUGCUGUUGGUCGAACGAACUGGUCGACGUCCUCUCCUGCUGGUCUCCACGGUAAUCAUGAGUAUCAGCUCUCUGUAUCUUUGCUGCUGGUUCAGGUGGUCAGCCUCCAGUGGCUGGCAUGCGUCAACAAGGAUGAUUGUGUAUGUAUUCGUUGGAGCCUAUGCAAUGGGCCUAGGACCAAUUGCCUGUCUUCUCAAUGUGGAGCUGAUUGUGGCUCCUGCUCGACCUUAUGGAUGCGCCACUGCCAACUUAUUCUCCUGGCUAACAGUCUUCCUAAUGGUCACUUGGCUAACAUUCCGACUACACCAUCAUGUCGUUUUCUAUCUUAUGCUCGUUAUCUGUUUGGUGGUAUUACUUUUUGACAUUGUCUUCCUGCCGGAGACCAAAGGACUGUCACCCCUACAGAUUAAACGCAGGUUGGCUCCCACUUUUGUCGAAUAUUCUAGUGAUGAAUCCUCGUGAAUGAUUAAAUGAAAUC